Messenger RNA from Aethalodelphis obliquidens (Pacific white-sided dolphin), 3316 nucleotides. It is a transcript of the gene MCPH1, whose product is annotated as microcephalin 1. Gene Ontology annotation, biological process: mitotic cell cycle; cerebral cortex development. The coding region runs from base 142 to 2688 and encodes 848 amino acids. The record is from RefSeq and is a predicted model, not a curated record. Lineage: Eukaryota; Metazoa; Chordata; Mammalia; Artiodactyla; Delphinidae. The transcript has 15 exons.
UUGCGGGCCGCAGAGGUCGAGGAGGCGGCCAGGCAACAGGGACCCCCCCCCGGCGGGAAUCGAAGAUCCGGGGCCCCGUGCGGAUAUCGGGGGCUCGGGGUCCCCGCGCGUGGCCUGACCCGCAGUGUAGACCUGCGGGGGAUGCGAGUCUGGGCGAGAAGAGCCUGUCUCCACUUCUCGCGAGGGUGGACCUUAUUUCCCCCACCGCGGCCUUCCAUCGGCGGUUUAGAAAACGCGGAGCAACGGAUUUCCGCGCAGCAGGAGCUGAGCGGCGCGCGCCCGCGCUGCGCAUGCUCAGUGCCGCCGCUCCGUCAGGCUCGCGGCUCAGCAGCGGCGAGCUCCCCGCCGCCCCUCAUGGCGGCCCCCGAAACCCUCGGGGGCCCCGUCCUGAAAGAUGUUGUGGCGUAUGUAGAAGUGUGGUCAGCCAGUGGAACAGAAAAUUAUUCAAAGACAUUUACAAAUCAACUUGCGGACAUGGGGGCAAAGGUUUCAAAAACUUUCAACAAACAAGUAACUCACGUUGUGUUCAAAGACGGGUACCAGAGCACCUGGGCCAAAGCGCAGAAGAGAGGGGUGAAGCUCGUCUCAGUGCUCUGGGUUGAAAAAUGCAGGACAGCUGGAGUGCACAUCGAUGAAGCGCUGUUCCCUGCAGCUAAUCCCAAUGAGCACCUACCAAGCCUAAUGAAAAAAAAACGCAAGUGUAUGCAGCCCAAAGAUUUUAUGCCUAAAACACCAGAAAAUGAUAAAAGACUGCAAAAGAAGUUUGAGAAAAUGGCUAAAGAGCUGCAGCAGCAGAAGACCACUGUGGCUGACCACAUCCUAUCUGAUCUGCCUGUCCUGCAGCCUCACCUCAGCUCUGCCCCUCUCUGCUGUCAGCCUUCAUACCUCUGCCAUUUGGCCAUCUUUCCUGCACCAGUGAUAGUGUAUUUGGAAAGAAUUCAGCAAAAUGAUAAUGAUGUUCCUGUUCUCUUGUUUGAAUCUAAUGGCUCCUUGGGGUACAGUCCCACAGUUAAAAUCUGCAGUGGCCACCACAGUGCAGUGGAGAAGAGGCUGCAGGAGAUGAAGGAGAAACGGGAGAAUCUUUCCCCCACCUCUUCCCAGAUCGUUGAAAAGUCUGACGAUAACACCGUUAAUGCUCUGUGUGAAGCAUCUUUGAACCUUUCGCAUGAUACUUUGUGUUCAGAGGACUCCUUUGCUGGUGUUCUGCACUUGUCUUUUGAUGAUCUUUGUGGGAGCUCUGGAUGUGGGACCCAGCAGAGGAGACUGGGAGGAUUCCUUGACGAAAGUAAAAGCGCUGCGUGUGCUUCCUCAGCUGUGUUGAAAGCGAGAAGUGUCCGUCCGCCAGCAACUCCCGGGCCCCUUGGUCAGUUAACCCUUCACCAGUCCCCCGGCAGCCUUUCCAAGGGAGACACCCACCGGCAGAGGGUUGCUGCGGGCCAAGUCAUCACCCCCGACGUGAAGCCAGCACGGGAGCCGGCUGAGGGGGUGUUUGAUGAGAAGAGGGGCCUGUCUCCUACGCCAUCUGUAACAAAUGAGCCCGCCGGGGGCCCUUCAUGUCCCCAGAGCCCCUCAGCCACGAGAAGAAGGGUGUCGGCGAACUCCAGUCCACCCCCGGAGGAGAGACUGAGCAAGAGGCGGUGCCUCGGGUGGCCCCCCGCGCCCCGGCUACAGCUGGAGAACAGCCCGAAGUGCGCGAGCAGCUCUGCCGUGGAGACUCUGGGCCGCGGGGAGUCCUCGUACGAUGAUUACUUUUCUCCCGAUAACCUCAAGGAGAGGGACUCGGGGAGCCUCCUUCCCAGGGUGCAGCCGCCCGCCGGCCCUGCCCUGCUCCACUGCAUGAGGAGCCUUUCCAGGAGAGAGAGGACCAGCCUCCUGGAAAGGGCUGACUUCUCCUGCAUCGGCAGAAGCCCCAGGUCAGCCGGUGGUACCGACUCAACGGUGAAGGCUGGCUUCCGUCUCCAGAAGCCUGCAAACUACGGAGCUGAUCCGGGCUUGAGCAGCGUGACUUCUAAGGAAACGCGUGCUGCUGAAGGAACCCCAGGGGACUGUCCCCGGGCCGAGGCUCGGGGAGGGGGAGACGCCCGCCCGGGCGGGAGUGACUCUCCCCAUACCCUCAACGGACUCACUCCUCAGAAGGGACUUCGAGGUGAUUUUACUUCUUUAAAAGGAAGCAAUAAAGAAGUGAAAGGAUGGAUUGACAUAAAAAGCACACAGAAAGAAGAUACUCCUAAAAUGGUGAAUUCCCCUGAAAGUGAAGCACAAAGUGAUGAUAAGCUAAACUUUGUAGGCGACUGGGAUGUGGAAAAGUCUGCAGAGGCAAUGGAAGAGUUACCCCGAGGAUGUAGUGAAAGUGUUAAAAGAGGACCAGCAAGGCAUGAUGUUUUGGAUGGCUCACGGGAAGGCUUCAAGGAUCUCGUCAGACCUCACGAGGAAUCAAGGAAGAGAGAGAAAGGCCAGAAGCCAACAAGAACAUUAGUCAUGACAAGCAUGCCAUCUGAAAAGCAGAACGUGGUCAACCAGGUUGUGGAUAAACUGAAGGGCUUCUCCUUGGCCGGGGAGGCGUGUGGCUGCCCCACGCACGUGCUCGCCAGGAAGCCCCGCCGCACCCAGAACGUGCUGCGGGACAUCGCAAGCGGCUGCUGGAUUCUCUCCUUCGAAUGGGAAAAGUGGAGCUCGUGUUAUUUAUGAAGAUGUUUGGACUUCACAUUUAGCUACACUGGUGGAAUGCUGGGUCACCCUGCUCUCUACUUAGCAGGAUGUAAAAAGUAGCUAACCAUGAGCAGUGAAGCUCUGAAAUCCAAGAACCAUCCGUUUUCAUUUCUUCAGCCUGAAAAGAUGGAGUAAAGCAUAAGCGGAACAAAUCUAACUUGAAUGCCUGCGUGUGAUACAGCCAGACUUGUUUGUAAGAAGGUACUGUGGUCUUUGGAAAUGGGUCAUUGGAUUUCCGAGGAACCGUUUGAAGAGUCAGACUACUUCCCUGCAGCUCCUAUUCAGUCACUCAGCACAAGGUCUUUGCCUCAGAGAACCACCCGCUGCUGCCGUGAAGGAGACACCGCUCAACCCGUGGCUGCUGCUAACAGCCCGCCCCGGCGUCCUCAGACGCUCAAGUGAGGGGAGGGGUGGACGCAGGAAGGAUGCCUUUCUCCACCGUCACGUCUGCCGCCUGUGUGUGUUGUGGUUUUCACAUGAAGAAAGCUCCUUUGUGUGGCUUUCUGAUACCUGAGUGUGUGUCUCAGAGGAGCACUGACCCGCCCUGUUGGGCCUUUUCUAUUAAAGCCAGUCUGUGUGUCCUAGUUAUGAUCAUAAUUGAGAGGUC